CGUGUCAUGGGUAGAUGUGUGCUGUUCCUAUUAUUUGACCACCAUUAGUGUUCAGUUGUUAGACAUGAGAAGUUCCCGUGUAGUGCUGGAAACUUUUCUUUACUUAAGUGAGUUUGAGAACUUGACAGAAACUUUUUGAUCAUCGAAACAAAAUAAUGGAGCCCAUAACAAAGUGGACACCGACUCAGGUUGUGGACUGGAUCAGAGGUCUGGAUGACAGUCUACAGCAAUAUGUUCUGAACUUUGAGAGAGAGAAGAUAGAUGGAGAGCAGCUUCUAAAGUUCAGCCAUCAGGAUCUGGAGGAACUGGCAGUGACCCGCGUCGGCCAUCAGGAGCUCAUUCUGGAGGCUGUGGAUCUCCUCUGUGCAUUGAACUGUGGUGUGGAGACUGAUAACUUGAAAACUCUGGUCGGUCAGACACGAGCAGCAACCAGCAACCUGCACAACUGUGCAUCAGAGCGCAGGAAAAACCCUUCUUAUGAUGGAGGCAGUCCAGACAAACCACCUAACCUGUUCCUAACAGCUGUUGUGGAGCUGAUAGGAACUGCCAAGGGCAUGCUUGCUUGGCUUGACAGGACUCCCCUCUCUGGAGUCAGUGAUUUCACUUCAACCAAGAACAGAAUCAUUCAGCUCUGUCUGGAACUGACCACAACUGUACAGAAGGAUUGCACACUGUUUGAAAUGGAGGAGAAGAUAUUAGAAGUGUCACGGGUGUUGACUGGCAUUUGUGAUGCUACCAUGAGGAUGACCUCUGACCCCUUGAAGAGUCACAUGACCUGUUUGGAGAAAGUCCACAUUAGCAAUAUUAAUCCGGAUGAGGGACUGGGAAUGUACAUCAAAUCUACUUACGAUGGGCUACACGUCAUUACCGGGACCACAGAAAAUUCUCCAGCAGACAGAACUCAGCAGAUCCAUGCAGGCGAUGAGGUGAUACAAGUAAACAGACAAACAGUGGUGGGCUGGCAGUUGAAGAAUCUGGUGUUAAAGCUCAGAGAAGAUCCUGAGAAGGUGACACUGAUAGUGAAGAAGAGACCUUCCGGUACCUGCGGCUUUACUCCUGCACCCCUAAAGAACAUGCGCUGGAGACCGCCUGUCAUCCAGAGCCCAUUGAAUGUGCCUGCUGCCCAGUCAUCUAGAAAUCCUGCACCGAUCUCAACCAGGUGGCCGGAGAAACCUGCUAUUUUAGAUCUGUAUAUUCCUCCUCCCCCCUCUAUGCCAUACAGCCCACGAGAUGAAGAGACGAGUGAAUGUACAGGUGUAAAGAUCAGACCAAAAGGGUCAGAGUCGCCAAACUCAUCUAUGGACUUAGCUAGCAGGCGGCGUUCCAACAUCGCUGACUACAACAGCAAACCCAGUGUGAGCCCACCAGAAAUUGUUGUCCCACAGGCGCGACUGAGACAGCGCACCCCCUCUAGAGGAAAGCCCCGUCCCAUGUCCAUGCCGGUAGACACUUGCCUAGGCGUGUCGGACUCCCCCUCCAGACCCUGGGCUCUUGGAAGGAAAGGUGAUGAGGUGUUGCACAGGUAUCUGAGUAAUGAACAGAUCCCCACCAUCUCUGAAGAGUCGCCAUGUUUCCCACUGCCCUACCGCCCCAUGGGUGAAAGGCAGCUUGUCCGAGGGGUCGACCAUAUCCGUGGCAGCCAGUGUUUCAUCAAUGCAGACCUUCACAACAGCGCCACCAUCCCUUACCAAGAAGGGGUUGCUCAGAAGACCUCUGCACUUAAAUCCUCUAAGAGACCACCGUCAGAACCCUCACUGCUUAGCAGCUGGAUUGCCCGACUCAAGCUGCUCACACAUUGACUUUGUUUUCAUGUCGCUGCUGUCUGCUGCGCCUGCACUCAACUAUUACAAGGCAGUCUGCCAUCCGUGUGCAGUAUUAUCAAUGAACAAUUAAGAGCAUUCCAUGGGAUCACUCAGGAAUGUUCCAUAGGAUCCUCAAAAACUUGAUCCAGAGAAAUCUGUUGAAAUUCUGUUUUGCAUACAUCCUCAGGAUAAUGUCUGUUACUUCAGUUAAAGUUUUGUCAGCAUGAAAGACACUACUGAGAACACUCUCUCUGUGAAAGAUAAAUCAGGUCUUUUAAAGGAUUUUCACUUGCCUCUGUAAGUGGCUCACAUUAUUAUUUAAUUUGUAAAAAUAUUGUAAAUUCUAAAUACUGGUCCAACUUAAUUUCUACUUGCUAAAAUGUUUUGAUAUGCUUUUGUGAGUUAAAACUAUUUCAUCUCUGAAAUUAGGAAAAAACUACAGUUGAAGUCAGAAGUUUACUUUAUUUUAUGAAUGUGAAAUAUCAGGAUAAUAGUAGAGAGAAUUAUUUAUUUCAGCUUUUAUUUCUUUCAUCACAUUCCCAGUAGGUCAGAAUUUUACAUACACUUUGUUAGUAUUUGGUAGUAUUGCCUUUAAAUUGUUUAAUUUAGUUCAAACCUUUUGGGUAGCCUUCCACAAGCUUCUCACAAUAAGUUGCUGGAAUUUUGGCCCAUUUCUCCAGACAGUGCUGGUGUAACUGAGACAGGUGUAUAGGCCUCCUUGUUCUCACAGACGUUUUUAGUUCUGCCCACAAAAUGUUCUUUUGGAUUGAGUUCAGGGCUUUGUGAUGGCCACUCCAUUACCUUGACUUUGUUGUCCUUAAGCCAUUUUGCCACAACUUUGGAGGUAUGCAUUUUCAUUUGCAACCAAGCUUUAAUUUCCUGGCUGAUGUCUUCAAUAUAUCGACAUCAUUUUCCUUCCUCGUGAUGCCAUCUAUUUUGUGAAGUGCACCAGUCCCUCCUGCAGCAAAGCACCCUCACAACAUGAUACUGCCACCCCCAUGCUUCACGGUUGGGAUGGUGUACUCCUGUUAGCAAGUCUCACCCUUUUUCCUCCAAAUACAACGAUGGUCAUUAUGGCCAAACAGUUAAAUAUUUGUUCCAUCAGACCAGAGGCCAUUUCUUCAAAAAGUAAGAUCUUUUAUUAGAAUUAUUUCGUUUUUAAAUAUGUUAUAUGAAUCAAUAAAAAACUUUUAAUAACAAAAAGAUCUUUCUCCCCAUGUACACUUGCAAACUGUAGUCUGCAAUUUUUUAUGGCGAUUUUGGAGCAGUGGCUUCUUCCUUGCUGAGCAGCCUUUCAGGUUAUGUCGAUAUAGGACUUGUUUUACUGUGGAUAUAGAUACUUGUCUAGCUGUUUCCUCCAGCAUCUUUACAAGGUGCUUUGCUGUUGUUCUGGGAUUGAUUUGCACUUUUUGCACCAAACUACGUUCAUCUCUAGGAGACAGAAUGCAUCUCCUUCCUGAGCAGUAUGAUGGCUGCAUGGUCCAUGGUGUUUAUACUUGAAUACUAUUGUUUGUGCAGAUGAACGUGGCAUAAUUUUUUAUUCUGAGGUCUUGGCUCAUUUCUUUUGAUAUUCCCAUAAUGUCAAGCAAAGAGGCACUGAGUUUAAAGGUAGGCCUUAAAAUAACAUCCACAGGUACACCUCCAGUUGAUCAGAAACGAAUUGGCUUAUUGCCUAAAAUCUUGAUAACAUUUUAUGGAAUUCCAAGCUGCUUAAAGGCACAGUUAAACUUCUAGCCCACUGUAAUUGUGAUAUAGUCAAUUAAAAGUGAAACUAUUUGCCUGUAAACAAUUGUUGGAAAAAUUACUUGUGUCAUGCACAAAGUAGAUGUCCUAAACGACUUGCCAAAACUAUAGUGUGACAAGGAGGAGGGUGGGGCCAGGCCAUGACUACGCACACCCGUCCCCCAAUUAGGCUAAACAGUCGAAGAGAGGGAUAAGAAAGCAACAGUUCGGGAGAGAGAGAGAGCCACAUGCAGCUGCCAUGUGUGUGUUUUUGUUAUGUGUCUUUUUAAAUAUUAUUUUGACUGUUCAGCUGGUUCCCGCCACCUCCUUUCCCAUCCUUAACCUUGUUACAUAUUGUUUGCUAAUAUGAAUUCUGUGGAGGGGUUAAAAUAUUGGUUUGAAUGACUUCAACCUAAGUGUAUGUAAACUUCUGACUUCAACUGUAAGAAAGGACAGGUCAAAAAGACCUGAAAUAAGUUUGUAUUUUUAUUAUUAAUGGAGUGUGCCUUAUAAAAUAGGUGUGCACAUUGAUUUAUAGGGCAAGAAAGGUCUUGUAAAAUUUGAAAUGUAUGAUUAUUGCAUAUUUGCCAUAUCAUAGAGUCAUAGUGUGAAGUGACUGCUUUGAAAAGAUUGUAUGGCCUUCAACUGCUAUAGUACCACAAUAAUAAAGAGUCUGAAAUAUGUCUGAUUUUACUAAUAUUUCAGUGUGUCAAUUACAGUUUUGUUAUAGAUCAUAUAUAAAUUAUCUUGUUGUGUUUUUAGUUAUGAUUUUAUAUACAUAUACACACUGGUGGCCAAUAGUUUGGAAUAAUGUAAAAAUUUUGCUCUUAUGGAAAGAAAUUGGAACUUAUUCACCAAAGUGGCAUUCAGCUGAUCACAAUGUAUAGUCAGGACAUUAAUAAUGUGAAAAACUACUCUUACAAUUUGAAAAAAAAAAAAAUCAGAACUUCUUAAACUACUACAAAGAGUUUUCAUCAAAAAAUCCUCCACAUGCAGCAAUGACAGCUUUGCAGAUCCUUGGGAUUCUAGCUGUCAGUUUGUCCAGAUACUCAGGUGACAUUUCACACCACGCUUCCUGUAGCACUUGCCAUAGAUGUCUUAUUGGGCACUUCUCACGUACCUUACAGUCUAGCUGAUCCCAUAAAAGCUCAAUGGGGUUAAGAUCCAUAACACACUUUUUCCAAUUAUCUGUUUCUUUGCCCACUCUAAGCUUUUCUUUUUCUGUUUCAAAAGUGUUUUUUUUUUUUUUGCAAUACUUCCCAUAAGGCCUGCACUCCUGAGUCUUCUCUUCACUGUUGUACAUGACACUGGUGUUUAGUGGGUCAAAUUCAAUGAAGAUGUAAUCUGAGGACAUGUGAGGUGUCUAUUUCUCAAACACUGGUGUUCUUAUCCUCUUGUUUAGUUGUAUCUGGGCCUUCCACAUCUCUUUCUGUCCUUGUUAGAGACAGUUAUCCUUUGUCUUUGAAGACUGUAGUGUCCACCUUUGUAUGAAAUCUUCAUUUUGUUUGUUUUUUGGCAAUUUUAAGCAUUGUAUAGUCUUCAUUCCUCAAAAACAUUAUUGACUGAUGAGUUUCUAAAGAAAGCUGUUUCUUUUUUUUUUUGUUGCCAUUUUUGACCUUAAGACGUGCAUACAAUUGCAUACUGUAGCAACUCAAAAACAAACACAAUGUUAAGCUUAAUUUAACAAACCAAAUAGCUUUCAGCUGUGUUUGAUAUAAUGGCAAGUGAUUUUCUAGUACCAAAUUAGCAUGAUUACUCAAGAAUAAGGUGGAUUGAUGGUCGGUCUAGACUUGAUCAAAAAUGAUUGAUGGUGCUGUUUUUUACAUCAGUAAUGUCAUGACAAUACUUUGUGAUCAGUUGAAUGCCGCUUUGGUGAAUAAAGUACAAAUUUCUUUUCAUAAGAGCAAAAUCUGUACAUUAUUACAAACUUUUGGCUGAGUGUGUGUGUAUAUAUAUAUAUAUAUUUAAAAUGUCAACAGUAUCAGAUGAUCUGAAAAUCUAUGUAAACAAAUGGUCAUAAACAAGUAGCAUUCUGAGUAUUGAAACCAGCUACUGUUAUACUAGAACAAGUUAUUGUUUUGAGUAAGAUACUCUGGGAUGCAACUUUGUGAUGCAUGUUUAUGUUG
Molecule: messenger RNA, 5650 nt
Organism: Xyrauchen texanus (razorback sucker)
Lineage: Eukaryota; Metazoa; Chordata; Actinopteri; Cypriniformes; Catostomidae
Gene: cnksr3
Product: cnksr family member 3
Exons: 13
Coding region: 156-1799 (547 amino acids)
Biological process (GO): regulation of signal transduction
Cellular component (GO): membrane; cytoplasm
Molecular function (GO): protein binding
Source: RefSeq, a predicted model, not a curated record